Molecule: messenger RNA, 789 nt
Organism: Penicillium oxalicum
Lineage: Eukaryota; Fungi; Ascomycota; Eurotiomycetes; Eurotiales; Aspergillaceae
Product: flavin reductase family protein
Exons: 1
Coding region: 1-789 (262 amino acids)
Molecular function (GO): FMN binding
Source: RefSeq, a predicted model, not a curated record
AUGGGCCAUCACCCCGAUUUCGAGCAGGUCCAAGCGACCCGGCCGGACUUCAAUCACGAGAAAGAAGUGAUCGUCUCCAAGUCGCCCAACCCGACCUGGAAGCAAGGCGAUGGGGCCAACGAUGGGGGCGAAUCUCUCAAGAAGCAUCACGUCGAGAUCGACCCUUACGCCGAGGGCCGUCCCGUGGCCAACAACUACAAGUUACUGAUCUCCGGCAUGGUGCCUCGGCCGAUUGCCUUGGUCAGCACGCAGUCCGCCGAUGGAAAGACAACCAACUUGGCGCCCUUCAGCUACUCCCAAGUAAUCAACCAUGACCCACCCUUGUUCACUGUUGGAUUCUCCGGAUCCUUGGAGAAAGCCAAGGAUACUCUGAAGAACCUGGACGAGACCAAGGAAUGUGUGAUCAACAUUAUCUCCGAGCACUUCCUUGAGGCGGCCAACUCGACCUCGAUUAAUGCGCCCUAUGGCUAUUCCGAGUGGAAGGUGUCGGGCCUCACCCCGGCGCCAACCACGGUGGUGAAGCCUGCUCGUGUGAAAGAAUCUGUCUUUUCGAUUGAGGGCAAGGUGGUGGAAGUCAAGGAAUUUGAAAGCCGUGCAAACCCCGGUCAAGCCAGUGGUGUGCUGGUGAUUAUUGAGGGCGUGCGAUUCUGGGCCCGUGAAGAUGCGAUCAACGAGGACCAGAGUGCCAUUGACCUGCGAGUCCUCAAGCCCAUGAGCCGUCUGGGCGGCAUCUCGUACGGUCGGACUACAGAUGUCAUGGAGAUUCCUCGCCCGCAGUUUGAGUCCUGA